UUCUUGAACACCUCCAGGAAAUUUUUUUUCCAUUCUCAAAAAUUAUGGUUAAGAGGAGAAAAACAGAACAAAUCUACCUCCUUACUCUUUGAAUACAUGAAUAGAUUGGAAAGGUAACCAUAAUCCAUUCUUUUAAACUCAUCGGCAACAUCUACUGAUUAUAGUAUAGUGUAAUUAUAUAUACUUUGUUCACAGAUUGAAAAACAGUUUCUGAGCUAGAGUUUUGCUAAUGGAUUCCACCAGAAUGCCUAAAACCAACAUUUAUUAACGUUUAUUUAUUUAUUAAUUUUACCAUAUUUUAAUUUUGUUCUUCAGACAAUUAUGCAUACACAACUUCUUUACACCUAAUACAGACUAAAGCGUAUGAAUGUACUUUAAAUCACAUUUCAUUCAGCAAGUAGCUGAAUACAGCUUCAUUGUAUAUUUGUGUGCGUACACACGCAUUUAAUUUGAAGCAUGUUCUUAAAUUCAGUUUGAUCAAAAGCUAUUUCAAUGCUUUUGCUAAUGAUAGUUGUAUCCCUGAAUCAGCACUAGAGCUUUAAUGAAGUUAGCUUAGAGAGAGAAGACUAUGACUUUUUGUGUGACCGUUCAAUCAGUUAAAGUUAUCCUGUACACUUAAUUAUGUCUGGCCUUCACAAUAGUGCUCCACGCAACUUCUUCUUGGCUCAGCUAUAUUAUGUAGAACAUACAAAUCUCAAUCUCAGUGCCAGAAAUUGACCUUGGGAAUGACAAAGUAUGGUUUGCUUGGGUUUCUUAUAACAAAAUUUGAAAAUUUUUGAUUAUUUUAAUAGAAAUCUCUAAUCAGCUGGUAGUGAAGACUACUAAAAUAUGUUGUUUUAAGUCAAGUCUAGAAAUUAUUCAAUUGGGGACACAAAUAAUUCCUUAGAAACAUCUUCAGAAAGUGCAUUUCCUUGUUCAGAGCCACAACUUGCUAUUUCAUCUGGAUGUGCUCUUUAGACUACUGUUACAAAGAAUAACUACUGUGAGAACCAAAACACUUAUCAGUGCUAGCUAAAUAUCAUCUUCCUUUUGUCAGAACAGUGCUAUUAAUCAAGAGGAAUAGUAACUGAGAUGAGACCGUGUCUCUUCUGUAAGUUAAUACAUCCUCAGUGGAUCACAGUGUACUCUUUCUUAUGUGUCGACAUCAUAAAUGGAGGUAACCGUGGCUGUCCUGGUUACAGUCAAGCCACAGAAUCAUAGAACCAUUAAGGGUGAAGAGACCACUAACAUUGUCUAGUCCUUUCUUUCUCUCAUACCCAGGGCUGGCAUACAGCAUACCAGCAGUAGUGCAGCUCCGUCCACAUGAACUACAUUUGCAUCAACAGUGUUCUGGUAUUGCACAGCCCAGUGCUAGCACUAUGGCACAAAAGGCCAGGCUUUCCUCCCUCCAUACAACACGACUUCAUGCCUCUGCCAAAGGCUCAUCUUCAGGUCAUCUCAAGGGCUCCAAGGAAUUUCAAGAAGACCAAGAUGUCAAAUACCGCCACCACAAGAAGGCAAGCAGAACACCUUCAGCAGACAGCUCAGGCCCAGAGACGAGAUCAAACUCCAUGCAGGAAUUUGCAGAGUCCUUUGAAAAGCAAUUGCAUUUCAAGAGCAAACGCUCAGUUUCUUUGCAACCUGAAGGCAUGAAGGAGAGAAGAGAGAGACUGCAUCUGAGAAAGAACAGGUCUCACAAGAGAAUGGGAGAGAAAUCAGAGCCAGGGGGAGCACAGAAAGAUGAGCGCUCAGAAGCUAUACCUGCAAAACACAACGAACAGUUCCCAUCACAAGCAAGCACUGAGAAAGGAUAUUGAUGCACAGGCUGCUAGAAUGUCUUGGGCUAAUGAAUUUUAACACUACCUCUGAUGAACAGAGGGAGCGUUCUUGUUUUGACUAGAAGAGGCUUGUUAGCUAGAGCAAAUCCAAAGCUGUAAAAUGAAACUAAAAUUCAACUGCAUAAUUGAUACCAUUUUACUACAUUCCUGUCCUUUCUUUUUCCACUGGGAAUGUGACCCUGCUCAGAGAUAUGGGGCAAUGAACCACACCUUAAGAGGGUUUCAGGCAGAUUUAGCAUUACAGCAGGACAAUAGUGGAUUUGUUUAAAUUUGUUUAAGGGGAGAACAUGUAUGUAUUACAGAGCUGUGCAAUGUCAUUCAAACCCUUAUGUUUCUUCUUUAAUUGCAAACAGAAAGUUUGGGAAAGAAAACAUACGCAUAAACUAUUAUCCACUACUUGGCCCUGACAUUGACUUAGAGUUGGUUUGGAAACAGGGAGCUCUUCUCUUUGACAGUCUCCCAACUCCAGAUUUGUGGAGGUGAUAGAAAAAAAGCCCUCACUCUCCUCCACAUAUUGCUGCUGUCACUGUCCCUGCAAUACAACUCUUGCUUCUCUGACGUCCCUCCUUUCUCUCCCAUGUCUUCAGUCUCAUUUCCCAAGUCACACGACUAGUUUUUCUGCAGCUUUUUCUCUGUCGUGGCCUUUCCUCCCUCCAUUUUCUAUUUUGUAGCUGUGACUCGUAGCUAUAAGACUCUUCUGUUACAACUCUAGCCCUGCCUCAUCAAAAUUUGAGCCUUGCUCAAACCUCUGGUAAAAACAGAGAUGAGCAGCCUUCUGCACUUCUAUAUCAUCUCUGCAAGGGGAUGGUUAUGCUUGCCACAAAUUCAGGGUGAUGGAUCCUUUUCAUUUUUUCCUUUUUUCAUGAACUAAGGCCAAACAAAGGAAUUGGGAAGUGGCUCUGCCAGGGAUAAGCAGGCCUUGGGUUUUUUUUUUUCCUCUGGCUGAAGAUCUCCUAAACUCAGCUGUAAAUCUCAUCAUCUCUAAGUAAGAUUUCCUUCAAUGCAGAGGAAUACAAUUUCCAUAUGCUCAGAAACACAGCUUUUUUAAUGUGAGUCUUCCCUUCAGAGAAAAUCCCUGUCGUUGGGAAUAAUUUCUCCAGGCCUAAUUUGAAGAAAGCCUGCUUUGGUAAUAGAGGAUAGUGAACACUGAUGGCUUUAUGGGCCAGAGUCAAAAUCUGCUGGGUGUUCUCGGGAUUUUCUGUAAUUAACAAAGGUUUUAUUACUUUACUUUAGAGCCUUAAUUUUGAACGUUCAACCUUUUAAGAGCUUAGGGCACCCUCAAAACUUUGUAACACUUAUCUUCAUUUUGGGAUUGGUUUUGCUUUAUGUAGGACUUUGAGGGUAUAGAAGAAAGUGACUGAACCCUUGCUAAUGCUUGUAAGCUGUUUCUUGCCUGGCAACAUAUAUUAUAAACUAAUAAAUG
Gallus gallus (chicken) is the source of this 3240-nucleotide messenger RNA. RefSeq names its product leukemia NUP98 fusion partner 1 (gene LNP1). Bases 1359 to 1796 code for a protein of 145 amino acids. The transcript has 3 exons. NCBI's taxonomy places the organism in Eukaryota, Metazoa, Chordata, Aves, Galliformes, Phasianidae. The record is from RefSeq and is a predicted model, not a curated record.